AUGGAAUAUUGGAAAUCUUACCGGACGCUGAAAUUUGCAAGGGAAAUCGUUCAGGGAACACCUGAGAGUGGGUUUGAACGCUUGCCUUCUUACUUAUACAUGAUAAUAAGGGAAAAUCCGAGUACAGUUGCGCGUCUUCAAAUCGAUGAGAAUGGAAAAUUCAUGUAUGUGUUUCUUGCGUUUGGUGCGAGCGUAAAUGGGUUUCCUUUCAUGCGCAAAGUUGUGGUUGUCGACGGUACGUUUCUUAACGGUAGAUACAAAGGGACGCUUCUCACAGCACUAGCUCAGGAUGGUAACUUUCAGAUUUUUCCAAUAGCCUUCACAGUGGUUGACACUGAAAAUGAUGAUUCCUGGCAUUGGUUUUUUACGAAACUAAAGCUUUUGAUUCCUGACGACGAGGGUCUUGCGAUAAUCUCGGAUAGGCAUAACUCGAUUGGAAAAGCAGAUACAAAUGUGUAUCCGCUUGCUUCUCGUGGAAUUUGCACGUACCAUCUAUAUAAGAAUAUACUGGGACGGUACAAAGGAAAAGAUGCAUUUCGUCUGGUGAAGAAAGCGGCGAGAUGUUUUAGGAUGUCUGACUUUACUCAGAUUUUCGAGGAGAUUGAAGCGAUUAAUCCAGCACUCCACGGCUACCUCCAAAGGGCUGAUGUCCGACUGUGGACGCGUGUUCAUUUCCCGGGCGAGAGGUACAAUUUGAUGACUACGAACAUAGCGGAAUCAAUGAACAGAGCUUUGUCGAUUGCUAGAGGUCUUAACAUUGUUCGGAUAUUAGAAUCGAUACGGGUUAUGAUGACCAGAUGGUUUGCUGAACGAAGAGAGGAUGCCAGAUCGCAGCGAACCACGCUUACUCGUGGUGUGGAGAAACUACUACAUGAUCGUGAAACUGCCGCCAGAGAUUUGGCGGUACAGAGGAUUGAUGAUCAUCACACUGAAGUUAAAUAUGGAUCUUCCGGCGAGUCUUUGCAUGUUGUUAAUUUGGUAGAGCGAAAGUGCACAUGUCACCGUUUCGAACUCGAGAAAUUACCAUGUGUACACGCAAUCGCAGCGGCGGAGUACAGGAAUGUUUCUCGUAUAUCUCUGUGCAGUCCUUACUAUACCAGCAAUUAUUUGGUUAGCGCAUACGCUGAAUCGGUCAUGCCGGUUGAUUCAGCGCAACCUGUUCCAGAACUCGUGGCUAACCAACGCUGCUUGCCCCCGACUGUACGUCAACCACCAGGCAGACCGAAGAAAAAUAGGAUGAAAUCUGCUUUAGAAGUUGCACUAUCAAACAAACGUCCUAGGAAAAAGCACACAUGUUCUCGAUGUAGACAGAGUGGUCAUAAUGCGAAAACUUGUCCGAUGUAA
Messenger RNA from Brassica rapa (field mustard), 1344 nucleotides. RefSeq lists its product as uncharacterized. NCBI's taxonomy places the organism in Eukaryota, Viridiplantae, Streptophyta, Magnoliopsida, Brassicales, Brassicaceae. The record is from RefSeq and is a predicted model, not a curated record. Gene Ontology annotation, molecular function: nucleic acid binding; zinc ion binding.